Messenger RNA from Mizuhopecten yessoensis (Yesso scallop), 2220 nucleotides. RefSeq names its product protein transport protein Sec61 subunit alpha. Bases 129 to 1559 code for a protein of 476 amino acids. Gene Ontology annotation, biological process: post-translational protein targeting to membrane, translocation; SRP-dependent cotranslational protein targeting to membrane, translocation. Lineage: Eukaryota; Metazoa; Mollusca; Bivalvia; Pectinida; Pectinidae. The record is from RefSeq and is a predicted model, not a curated record. Gene Ontology annotation, molecular function: signal sequence receptor activity; transmembrane protein transporter activity; ribosome binding. Gene Ontology annotation, cellular component: membrane; Sec61 translocon complex. The transcript is spliced from 13 exons.
CCAGCCCUUUACACAACGGCGACACGACCAUCCGGGUGUAGUUUUGCAUCCGUGCUGUUGUAAGUCGCAGUUUUUCGUUGAACUGCGCUGAACCUGUUUUGCAGAUACAGUCAGACGUAUCUGCCAUCAUGGGAAUCAAAUUUUUGGAAUUCGUUAAACCGUUUUGUGCGGUCCUUCCAGAGAUCUCAAAGCCAGAUCGAAAGAUCCAAUUCAGGGAAAAAGUAUUAUGGACAGCCAUCACUUUAUUCAUCUUUCUUGUAUGUUGCCAGAUUCCCCUGUUUGGAAUAAUGUCGUCCGAUUCAGCCGAUCCAUUUUACUGGAUGAGAGUCAUUCUUGCUUCCAACAGAGGUACCUUGAUGGAGCUUGGUAUUUCACCCAUCGUAACAUCUGGAUUGAUCAUGCAACUAUUAGCUGGAGCAAAAAUUAUUGAAGUUGGUGAUACUCCAAAAGACAGAGCACUCUUCAACGGAGCUCAGAAACUGUUUGGUAUGGUGAUCACAGUUGGACAAGCCAUUGUUUAUGUGAUGACAGGAAUGUAUGGUGACCCUGCCGACAUUGGCAUGGGUGUCUGCAUGCUCAUCAUUAUUCAGCUGUUUGUGGCUGGAUUAAUCGUGCUUCUCCUCGAUGAACUGCUCCAGAAAGGAUAUGGGUUAGGCUCCGGUAUCUCACUGUUUAUUGCCACAAACAUCUGUGAAACCAUUGUUUGGAAAGCAUUCAGUCCUGCAACAGUCAACACCGGUAGAGGCACAGAGUUUGAAGGAGCUGUGAUUGCCUUAUGUCACCUACUGGCCACAAGAAGUGACAAGGUGCGUGCCCUCAGGGAAGCUGUCAACAGACAAAACCUGCCUAACUUGAUGAACCUCAUGGCUACAGUGUUUGUGUUUGGAGUUGUCAUUUACUUCCAGGGAUUCCGAGUGGACUUGCCAAUCAAGUCUGCCCGUUACCGUGGACAACAGAGCUCUUACCCCAUCAAACUGUUCUACACUUCCAAUAUUCCCAUUAUUCUGCAGUCUGCUCUCGUAUCAAAUCUUUAUGUCAUCUCGCAGAUGUUGGCCACUAAAUUUAGCGGAAAUUUCUUUGUGAAUUUAUUGGGAGUGUGGGCUGAUGUUGGAGGUGGUGGCCCUGCCAGGUCCUACCCUGUUGGAGGUCUGUGUUAUUACUUAUCUCCGCCGGAGACAUUUUCACAUAUAGCAGAGGAUCCUAUACAUGCUGUGUUAUACAUCAUCUUUAUGUUAGGAUCCUGUGCGUUUUUCUCCAAGACAUGGAUUGAUGUAUCAGGAUCAAGUGCUAAAGAUGUUGCCAAACAACUUAAAGAUCAACAGAUGGUCAUGAGGGGUCACAGAGACAAGUCUAUGAUCCAUGAGCUGAACCGAUACAUCCCAACAGCUGCUGCAUUCGGAGGUCUGUGUAUUGGAGCUCUGUCUGUCCUGGCUGAUUUCCUUGGAGCCAUUGGGAGUGGUACCGGAAUCCUGCUGGCUGUCACCAUUAUUUAUCAGUACUUUGAAAUUUUCGUAAAGGAGCAGAGUGAAAUGGGAGGAAUGAGCACAUUGUUGUUCUAAAUAACGAAAUUGACAUUUUAAUAACAGAUUGAUAAUAAGUCAAUUACCUACAUGCUGAACAUGUAGAGUAAAGCUGCCAUAAGAAGACUGUGGUGUCAUACUUGCACAAUCCUGACUCCAUAUUUGAGCAUUUCAUCUGGGGAUGAUCAACAUCCAGUACUUAAUAUAUGAUCUGCAGUUAAUUAUACUGGUUUUAAAAACUUCAUAAGAUUUAUGUGUUGUUUAAAAGACUUAAAGAAAAAGAUGAAAUGUUGCACAGUAUGGCUACGUAUGAUAAAUGAAUUAAUUAAAGGAAUUAUAUGACAGACUGGCAGCUUUAAUAAAAUAAACCGUUUUGUUAUAAUCGCAGGCAUUUAAUAGAAAGUGAUAAGAAAUAUGUACAAUCACAAAUAUCUGCAUCGUGUAGAAACCUCAAGAAAAUAAGUAUUUCUGUGACAGAAAAUAUGUAUAUUAGGUUCUUUUUUAAGAAACAAAGAAAAUAAGUAGUCGUUUCAUAUUUAUAUUUUAUUCAUCAAGGACAACGUUGAACACUUUAUUUCCUAUCUGCUCUGGGUUUUGGUGACUUGAGUUGAGAAAUUGAAUGUAAGAAGAGAAAGUGACUGUGAAAAUGCAGGAUGUUUUACCUUUAGUCAUUCAACAUUAAAUGUCCUCUUGAUGUUGU